Molecule: messenger RNA, 336 nt
Organism: Penicillium bovifimosum
Lineage: Eukaryota; Fungi; Ascomycota; Eurotiomycetes; Eurotiales; Aspergillaceae
Product: transcription initiation factor IIA subunit gamma
Exons: 3
Coding region: 1-336 (111 amino acids)
Biological process (GO): RNA polymerase II preinitiation complex assembly; transcription initiation at RNA polymerase II promoter
Cellular component (GO): transcription factor TFIIA complex
Molecular function (GO): RNA polymerase II general transcription initiation factor activity; TBP-class protein binding
Source: RefSeq, a predicted model, not a curated record
AUGGCAUCUGUCGCUUACUAUGAGCUUUACCGUGGCAGCAGCCUUGGGCUGUCUCUCACCGAUACUCUCGAUGACCUUAUCAAUGAAGGCCGCAUCGAGCCCCAGCUGGCCAUGAAAAUCCUCGGCACCUUUGACAAGGUUGUCACCGAAGUCUUGGCCGAUAAAGUCCGAGCCAGACUCACUUUCAAGGGCCACCUCGAUACCUACCGUUUCUGCGACGAAGUUUGGACCUUCCUGAUCAAGGAUGUAUCCUUCAAGCUGGACAACCAGACAACCGUGACCGCGGAGAAGGUGAAGAUCGUGAGCUGCAACAGCAAGCGACCUGGCGAGGCAUAA